UGCUGCAACCUGGGCUAAUCCUACUGCCUCCCCAUUCUGGGCUUCAGGAUGCCUUUGGGCCCCUGCUGAGGCCAUGGCUGUGCGAACUCAGUGCUUCCCUUGACGGUUGCUAGAAGACGGCGGGCUCAGAGGGGGGGUUGGAUUGGUGUACUCAGUAUUGGCAGAUCCUGCUGAGACCCGAGAUUUAAGCUAGCUCCUCAUCUGGAACUACAAACCCCAGAAGGCUUUUCGCCAAAAUCAUUUGACCCCUGACCUCAGGAAGCCAUUUGUUGCCCAGCAACAGCAACUCCUACCGGCUUGCAACAGUUGGCGGCAAAACUGCUCCAGUGAGAGCUCCCGAUGGGGCGCUGCGGGGGAGGGGUCGCGAACCCCUCAGGGCAGUGGGCUAGGAUCCCGGUCGCGGGGCGGUGGCGCAGGCUCAGCCUAGGGGCCGGGCGGGAGACGAAGGGUUGGGGGCGGGAAUGGCGGGUAUUGCGGGGCUGCAGGGCUCGGGUCGAGGGUGGAAGCACCCGACAGGUAUUGGGGGUCGGAGUCACGCAGCGCAGCAGGCUUCGGUGCAUGGUUGCAGGGCUGCGGUAGAAUCAUGUGCGAGGGCCCGUCCCGCAUCUCUGGACCCAUUCCCCCAGACCCUACGCUCUGCCCGGACUACUACAGGCGGCCGGCCUCGGCCCAAGGGCGCCUGGAAGGAAACGCGCUGAAGCUGGACCUGCUGACUUCAGGUGGCGACCUGGACUCCUGUCCUCCUCGUGGCCCCCGCAUCAGGCCUGGAGCCCGAGAGAUCCUAGAGCGUGGUCAGCGAGGCAUAGGGGACGUGCUGCUGCAACUGGGGGGCAUCUCCCUUGGUUCAGGGGUGUCUCCUAAGAGAAAGGAUUCAAAAGACCACGAGAAGGAAAACCUGAGGCGGAUCAGAGAGAUUCAGAGGCGCUUCCAAGAUCAAGAACGCAGCCGGGAACAGGGCCAGCCUAAGCCCCUGAAGGCACUGUGGCGAUCACCCAAGUACAACAAUGUGGAGUCUCGAGUCAAGGCCAGGAUGAAGGAGCCUGGCCCUGCCUCUGUGACAGAGCCUGCCCAUUUCCUUCGGGCACACUCCCGCUGUGGACCAGGGCUCCCACCGUCCCGCGUCUCCAGUCCUCAACCUGCCCUGCCAGGUGCCAAAGCCAAGGGGCCAGGCCUGGGUGUGGAUUUCAUUAGUCACAACGCCCGCGCUGCCAAGAGAGCCCCCCGGCGCCAUUCCCGCUCGCUGCAGGCCCUAGCGCAGGUCCUGGAGCAGCAGCGGCAAGCCCAGGAGCACUACAAUGCCACACAGAAAGGCCACGUGCCCCAUUACCUGUUGGAACGCAGGGAUCUGUGGCGGAGGGAAGAAGAAGCUCGUCAGCGUAGCCAGCCAGACCCUGCCGUGCCCCCGGGCCACACACUCAUGCCUGAGAACCAGCGACUAGAGACCCUGAACAGUCUGCUCCAGAGCCAAAGCCAGCUGCUGCGUGAGCUCGUCCUGCUACCUGCUGGGGCAGACUCUCUGAGAGCCCAAGGCCACCGUGCUGAACUGGACCAGAAGCUGGUGCAAAUAGAUGAGGCUAUCAAGAUCUUUUCCCGACCCAAAGUCUUUGUGAAGAUGGAUAGCUAAGCUCUACCUCUGUGGGGAGAGUGACAGGAAGAUCCAUGCUGAGGGUCACCCAUGGCUAUGAAGGGCAAGCCAUGUCAUAGUUUCAAAGACAGGAGCACUGGGGUGGGCAGUUUCUCUAAAGCACCUCCUAGUACCCCAGCCUUCCAACUCCUGUAUCAAAAUUAAACCUUUUGUACACAGCA
Molecule: messenger RNA, 1806 nt
Organism: Arvicola amphibius (Eurasian water vole)
Lineage: Eukaryota; Metazoa; Chordata; Mammalia; Rodentia; Cricetidae
Gene: Enkd1
Product: enkurin domain containing 1
Exons: 7
Coding region: 584-1624 (346 amino acids)
Cellular component (GO): cytoplasmic microtubule
Source: RefSeq, a predicted model, not a curated record